Molecule: messenger RNA, 4484 nt
Organism: Zerene cesonia (dogface butterfly)
Lineage: Eukaryota; Metazoa; Arthropoda; Insecta; Lepidoptera; Pieridae
Gene: nompA
Exons: 22
Coding region: 53-4375 (1440 amino acids)
Source: RefSeq, a predicted model, not a curated record
GUGGCCACAUGGUUGGCCGGUGACCUAUUGAUUUGCAGACACCAGCGGGAAGAUGAAGCCUCGAGGGUUGAGCGUCAUGCACGCCUUCUCUGCUCUCACUAUGCUCACCAUGGCUAACGCUCAAACAACUUGUAACCAAGGCAUGGGUCGAGUCAUGUACGAGAGGCUUCCCAAUCAACAGCUACACGGAUUUGAUGACGAUGUUAUUCGUGAAACAGCACCUCCAUUUCGGGUGUUAGAGAAAUGUCAGGAUUUGUGCCUUCGGGACAGAUCUGGUAACGGCCUCGUGAGAACCUGUAGCUCUAUUGAUUUUCAACCUGGUGCCAGAAUUGCUGCAUUUAGCCCUGAACCGGAGUAUGAAGAGUCGACUUGCUAUUUGACGAGGGAACAGGCUGCUCCGGAAGGCAUAGGGACUCUCAUGAUUGUACCCAACAGCGUUCAUUUUAAUGAAAUUUGUUUGACAUCGAAUCGACCAGAACGCGAAUGCCCUUCCCGACGCUACGUGUUUGAGCGUCACGCUCGCAAGCGACUGAAGUUACCACCAUCAGACCUAAAGGAAAUAAUGGUUGCCAACCGCACAGAGUGUGAAGACAAAUGUUUGGGGGAAUUCAGUUUCGUUUGUCGCUCAGCUACUUACGAUUCGGCGUUAAGAACUUGCUCUCUAAGCAGAUUUACACGACGAACUCAUCCUGAACUAUUAGAAGACGAUCAUAACGCUGACUAUUUGGAAAAUACUUGUUUAAAUGCGGAACGAAGAUGUGACGGUCUGGCCGUGUUCAUAAAAGAAGAAAAUAAACGCCUUGGAGGUCCGUUUGAAGCUGAUGUCUUCACCAACAUGACUCUGGAGGAAUGCCAGUCUAUGUGUGUUAGAGCCGAAAAAUACUUCUGCCGUUCCAUAGAGCACGAUGAAAUGACACGCCAAUGCGUCUUAUCCGAGGAAGAUUCUGUUUCUCAGAAGGAUGAUAUAACAAUGAGCGCAUCGCCCACACACCACUUCUACGAUCUCGUCUGUCUUGACAACCUCUCUCAUCGGGUGACAGCUCGCGGGACCGAGUACCCGGAUAACAGCGUGACGUCACACCUGUUCUCGCCCGGGCGGAGGCCGGACACCGCGUUCCAGCGCUACCGCAAUAGCCGGAUAACCGGGGAGUUCCACUCGGAGAUUACGGGCCGGUCGCUGAGCGAGUGCUUGGAUGAGUGCUUGCGGCAGACUAGUUUCCAAUGCAGAUCAGCAGUAUACAGCGACCGCGCAAGGACUUGUCGACUCAGCAGAUACAAUCAGAAGGACGGCAUGCGUUUACUCUAUGAUCCCGACUUUGAUUACUACGAAAAUCUUAUGCAUCAGUUAGUGAGUGGUGAAAAUGAGGGUACCGGAAGCGGCUCGCAGUCUUCAUGGGGAAAGCCUUCAAAAUCAGGUGGUAGCAACAACGAUAGAGAUAGAGACAGGGAUAGAUAUCCUCCAGACGUAGACCGUUAUCCAGAUGAUGAUGAUGAUGAUGACAGAUACUACGGUCGUCCAGAUCGGUAUCCACCUGAUGAUCGGUACCCGACUGGCCCUGAACCUUAUCCUGAUAGAUAUCCUGAACGCUACCCGGAUAGAUUCCCAGAUGAUAGAUACCCACCUGGGGUGGGUCCUGAACGCUUCCCAUCUGAUCGUUAUCCCCUACCUUCUGAUAGGUACCCGCCACCAUCUGACAGAUAUCCUCUCCCGUCUGACAGAUAUCCACCACCUUCUGAUAGAUUUCCCAUAUCAUCUGACAGAUACCCACCACCUUCGAACAGAUACCCUGUUCUGUCCGACCGUUAUCCUAUUCAAUCUGAUCGUUAUCCACCUCCAUCUGACCGGUAUCCCAUCGGACCAGUAGAUCGUUAUCCACCGGGUGUAGACCGGUACCCAUCUAGAGUUCCAAUAGACAGAUAUCCAGGUGGUGGCCGUUAUCCCAUCGACACCGAUAACGAAAUCGAUAGAUACCCAGAUCGCUAUCCAAUCAGUCGCUACCCUGUUGAUGUAUACCCAGAUCGGUAUCCACAAGACAGAUAUCCGGUACGCGGCAGCGGGAGGUAUCCAUCACGUCCUUACCCAAGAUACCCUACAUACGAUCAGGACCGUUAUCCCGGUAACGAUUGGGGCCGGUAUCCUUACAACAGAUACCCGGUUGGCGUUAACCGGGACCCUUUACCUUUGGGCGGGGAUCGCUAUCCAGAUAUGUAUGACAAAUAUCCGCCGACCGGAUCGUCAUAUCCUGGAUAUGGACGUGGUGGGUAUUACGGUCCAGAUUAUCCCCGUGGUGAUCGAUAUCCCACCAAUGACCGAUAUCCUGACAACGUCAUAAGGCCAGGUUCUGACAGGAUACCCGUUGAACCUCGACCAACAUAUGGUAUCAGAAGGCCCAUAGAAAGACCUGGUGGAUACAGAGGAAAUUAUGCACCACCUGUAGAAAGACCAAUAGGUGGCGGUGGAUAUGGAGGAUACGAGCCCGAUGGUCCCAUCGCCCCAGUUGGAGGACCAAUCAGCGGUAUUGGUGGCCACAUUGGGCCAGUUAGCGUACCAGUUGGUGGGCCAAUAGGUGGACCGGUUGGUGGACCGAUUGGACGACCUCCUAUUGGACAAAGACCAUGGCAAGGUUCACGAUGCGAAGAAGAUAGUUUCAGACAAGUAGGCAGACAGCGAAUGCAGAGAAGAUUUGUCAGGCGAUUCACAACCGCUCAGUCUUUGGCACAUUGCCAACGAGAAUGUAUUGAAGCUAGAGAUUUUAUUUGUCGGUCGUUCAACUACAGGGAAGCAGGUUUCGGUGUGGAACCUAGAGAUAACUGCGAGCUGAGUGACCGCGACACUCGCGAACUGGACGCUGCCAAUCCUGCACAUUUUGACAACACAGCUAAUGAGUACGACUUUUACGAGAGAGCUCUGGGACGCAUUGCUGAUGAUUGCUUGGAUGUGUCACAAGUAUGCAAUGAAGACGGAAUGGAGUUCACGCUACGUCUGCCUGAAGGUUUCUACGGCAGGAUGUACACGUACGGUUUCUACGACAGAUGCUUCUUCCGCGGAAAUGGUGGCGUCCAAAAUGUCUUGCGAAUUACCGGAGCGCAUGGUUACCCGGAGUGUGGGACGCAGCGGUAUGGAGAUACGAUGACAAACAUCGUGGUGGUACAAUUCAGUGAUAACGUACAGACGUCUCGGGAUAAACGCUUCAAUCUCACAUGUCUGUUCAGAGGACCAGCUGAGGCUGUGGUCACUUCCAACUACAUUGGCGCUGGGUCAGGAAGUCCGAUACCAAUAGAGUAUCUUCCUGAGGAGAGUUCCCUGAACUCAAAGGUCCGACUGUUGAUAUUGUACCAAGGAAGACCCACCACAACAAUAGCUGUUGGUGACCCGCUAACAUUUAGGCUGGAGGCUCAGGAUGGAUACAACUACGCGACGGAUAUCUUCGCUACAAACGUUAUUGCUCGAGAUCCUUAUUCAGGGAGAUCAGUGCAGCUGAUUGAUCGUGUUGGAUGUCCUGUGGAUCCUGAUGUAUUCCCAGAGCUUGAUAAAGGACGCAAUGGCGAUUCGCUUGAAGCUAGAUUUAACGCAUUUAAAAUACCGGAAUCUAAUUUCUUAGUAUUCGAAGCUACUGUAAGAACGUGUAGAGAUGGUUGCCAACCGGCCUAUUGCCCAAGUCAAACUGGACGCACCGAGCCGUCUUUCGGACGACGUCGAAGAGAUGUAAACUCCACAGAAGUUAUACAAACUAAUACAACAGAAGUUAAGGAUGAAGAAGCUUCAAAUAAGACUGACGGUAAAGAUAACAUAUUCAAGAUUUCAUACGAAGAAGCCAAAGUUGAUAAGUAUUUGAAGGAUGAAGUCGAAACUCCGAGCCAUGUGAGGAAAAUGAUAGAGGUAUUCGACAACCGCAACGAGCUGCUAGAAGAGAACGGGGCAGACUCAUCGCCCGUGGUGUCCGCGGCCGGCGUGUGCGUGUCUCCACAGCACUACCGCGCGCUGCUCGCCGCGCUGUGCUCGCUGCUUUCCCUCCUGCUGGCCAUGCUUAUACUCGCGCUUUAUAUAUACAAACGUUACUGGCGUGUGUUGCGCAAAAACAUCCAAGCGUCGAGUCCUGUGCCAACGCUACGACCGGCCGCGCCCGGGCCGAGACCCACCAGACCAUCGCUGUUCUCCGCUUCACAUCUACAUAAACCGUUUUCUUUGAGCGGUCUAGGUAGAAAUUUCUCUGAUGUGGGCGAAGAGGCGGGAUCAUCUGGACGCUUGGCGAACGCAUUCGACGACGGAAGUGAACCAAUUUACACUGACCCCUCGCUCUUCGAAAGAUCCAGGUCCCUGAGAUCGCUGCAUUCAUUGGAUUUAAAACCCGAUCGACGCGAACAUCACGCAUAAAAUAAGAAAUUAACUAUCUAAAUAUUGCAUUUUUUUCGUAACUAAACUGCCCAAUCGUGACGCUCAGUAAUUUUGAAAAUGUCAACAACAAACAUUUUUGUACGCAAUU